AUGUUCCGGAGACGCGCGCUGCGGCGGCGGCUGGAGGCGGCCGGCGCGCCUUCCUUGUCCGACGACCAGCUGCGGCGGCUCGCGAGGGCGUUGGACGCGGGCGCCGUCGGCGGGGAGUGCGUGCCGGCCGGUCACGCCGCCUCACAACUCCGACUUGCAGUCACCCGCCUCUCCAGGUUCCCCGACCUAAGAGACUCCAGCGAACUUCGCCGCCUUCCCCUGUGCGCUGACCAGCAGUGCUGCAACCCGUACCACUGGAGCCGUCUCUGCAAGCCCGAAACCCCUCCUCCACCUUAUAGUCGAUACGCAAUGGAAGACCUCAAACCUAAAGAGCAUGGCGAGAGUACAGAGGACGCCCGGAGGACGGACCAUGAGCGGCUUGUCUCAGGAUCCCUGGCUACUGACGGUGAAGAACGCCAGAGCUGGGAUUCAGAAUGGUGUCGGCUCGCGUAUUGGGAAUUGACCCAGCGCGUGGGUCGUCAGUUCGGUGUCCGUUUGAGGGCAGUAGACGUGUUCGGUGGGGGCGGAGGGGCCUGUGGGUCUGGGAGACAUGGGCUGUGCUUGGAUGCCUUGGACCAAAGGGUAGAUGGACAGCAGGCUGAUCAGGUGAAGAAAACAAGAGCAAAGAUCGGGUUAGGUGUCACCCUGUCACUGGAAUCGGACGGGGUGUGGCUUUACAACCGCAGCCAGGAGCCAGUGUUCGUCAGCUCACCAGCACUGGACGCUGCUGCAGCCAAGGCCAUGCUAGUGUGGAGGGUGGCUCCAGGCCACUGUCUCUGUAUCUUCGACCCUGCUUGUCCACCCCCAGCGAUCUCCCUACCCCACAUUGGCCCUGUAGACCCAAGGUCGGUGAGGAUCUCGUUCGCAAAAGGUUGGGGACCUAAGUACUCGAGGCGGGAUGUGACGGCGUGUCCAUGUUGGCUGGAGGUAUUGCUUGCACCCCCAAGCUGA
This is a messenger RNA of Spodoptera littoralis (African cotton leafworm), 951 nucleotides long. The record is from the annotation of a GenBank genome assembly. Lineage: Eukaryota; Metazoa; Arthropoda; Insecta; Lepidoptera; Noctuidae.